AUGAGCGGGAUCACUCUUCCCGCCAUCCCUGGGGCAUACCCAUCUUCUGUCAGGUCUCUUCCCCUGGGGCUCGGGCUCGGCAAUAACCAGGGUUCCCGACCCUCUAGCAGUGGCAGUGGAAGUACGUCGUUUACUCUCGUUCCUCAUGUUUAUUAUGACAACUGCCUGUUCCGUAGUCCGUCACGAUCCAGUACCCAUCGAACGUCCAGAUCCGGAACAAAAUUUCCAUCCUUACGACCAGGAAGGGUAAGUUUCUAAUUCUUCUAUUCUCCUUCGACGUCACAUGUCGCGAAUGACGUAAGAUCCAGGUAUUCGGCUAAGUACAGGAGCACCCCUGACGUGAGACAGAGACUCAGCGCGAACUCACCAUUUUUACCAAAGACAGCUACCGAGGACUGCCUGAAGUGUUUACUAAAGGUCCCACACAAAAAGUGUGAAUCGCACAAGUAUAUCCGUGUAGGGGGAGGUUAUCGCCAUGGUUACUGGUACGUCAAAUGUCUAUUGGAGGAACUGGAAUUACAGCGUCAAAGGGAACUCAUCAUGAAGCAGAGGCUUGAAUCUAUCAGAGAAAAGCAAAUGAAGGCCAUCAAGACGUAUAUACGUACGAAGAGCGGUCGAAUUGUAGAAAAAAUCAUUUUCCUGUCUGAGGAGGAUUAUGAAGCGUUUAAAGAGGGAAAAAAUGUGGAGGAAUUAUUAAAGAAAUACCUGUCGAAAGACGAAGCCAAAGGCCUGCAGUCGUGGGACAAAGAUGAAGUAAAAGCGAUUAAGACAAUGGUGAGAACAAAGAGUGGCAGACUCGUGGAGAAACUAGUAUAUGUGUCUAAGGAGGACUAUGACGCCAUCACGGCUGGCAAGGUAGAUGCGAAAGAACUAUUGAAGAAAUAUGCAAAGGAUGGUGAGGUAAUUGAAGGCUGGAAGGAAGCUGCCAUGAAGACCAUCAAAACCUACGUGAGGACAAAAAGUGGGAGAAUUAUAGAAAAGACUAUAAUGAUUUCUCAGGAAGACUAUGAUGCGAUGAUCAAGGAAGGUAAAAACCCAGACGACAUUCUGAAAAAGUAUAUAACACUGGAAGAAGGCCAACAGUUAGAGUCUUGGAAAAGCGCAGAACCAAUGAAAGCAAUUAAAACCAAAAUUCGAACAAAAAGUGGAAGGAUCAUUGAAAAAACAAUUUACGUAUCUGCUGAUGAUUACGAUAAAAUGAUGAAAGGCGGCGGAGAUCCAAAUGACAUUUUGAAAAAAUACAUGGGCGAGGAUGAAGGUACAAUCGAAGGAUGGACAAAGGCAGAUCCUACACCAAUGAAAGUAGUGAAGACAUAUGUGAGGACAAAGAGUGGUCGUCUUAUAGAGAAAGUAGUCAUGUUGACAGAGGAUGAGUACAAACAGUUCGUGGAGGCUGGGGGAGAUCCCGAGUUCCUUAAGAAAUUUAUUCAACUGGAAAAGGGAGAAGUGAUUGACUCUUGGGAGAAGGCUUCAACUGUAUACUCCGGAGGAUCAGAUCAUGAAAUGAUACAGAAAGCAAAAGUAGGCGAAAGGAUUGUUGGAAAAGAUGGCGCGGUUUAUGAAAUUGUAGUUGAUCCUCUCACAGGGAAAAAGUACAAAAAGAAAAUUGAAUCUGACGUAGACAGCGGGAUAGCUUCAAUGCAGAAAGGCAAGAAGGGCAGGAAAGGCAAAGGUGCUAAAGGAGAUGGCUUUGAUUCCGACGAUGAGACACCAGAAGAAAGACGGAAAAGAAAAGCCGGAGGUCGUAAUCCGGACAGUGAUGGAAGUGCAUACAGUUAUAAAAGUGUUGUGAGUGCUGGUGGAACACGGCAUGUUAGGCGCAGGCGUAAACGUGCGGACGGAACAUACAGCGAUAGUGCGUCAUACCACAGCUCUCAAGAUGAAGAGGGACAGGCCCGCAGACGGCGACGACGUCGUGAACGAAAACAUGGACCUGACAGUGCUAACAGUUACUACAGUGUCGUAAGUGAAGGAGGUACGCGACAUGUAAAGCGACGUCGGAGGCGAGGGGAUGGUACAUACAGUCGUAGUGUGUCUUAUCAUAGUUCUGACAGUGGAAAGGAAGGAGGUAGGUUAGCCGACAAGAAAAAGAAGAAGAGAAGGGAGCAUGGGCCUGACAGCGACUACAGUUAUGAGAGCGAAGUCAGUGCCGGUGGCACACGCACGCGCAAACGGAAGAAGAAAAUCAGAGAUGCAAAGGGCAAUGUCAUCGGUUAUGGUUCAUCUGAGAGUUAUACAAGUGACGAUGAAAGUGUAUACACAACAGUAUCAGAUGGCAAGGGAGGUAAAAUAAGGGUAAAGAAGGAGAAACCAGGCAGGGGAGGGAAAGGAGGAAAAGGAGGAGGAAAAGGGGGAAAAGGCAAAAAGAAGCUUGACCCAGUUUUUAGCGACUGCACGACUGAUGACGAUGAUGUAGAUCUGGAAAAUAUGACAGAGGAGGAGAAGGUAGCCUACUUUAAAGCCAAAGCUGAAAGAGCAGCAGCCAGAGAAAAGAGGAGAAGGGAGAAAUACGGGGACAAAUACGACGAAAUGGUUGCCAAACACCAAGAAUAUAAAAAAGCUAAGGCCAAGGAGAAAAUGAAGGCUAAAAGACUUCAAGAACUGAGGGAGAAAGGCCUCAUCAGUCCAUCCUCUGAUUGGACAAUUGACUCCGACACAGGCGAGCCAUUGAGGAAGGCGGAAAAAGCGAAAGUGGAGCAGGAAAAGAAAAGGAAGAAACUCCAGGAGUUGAGAGAGAAGGGUCUGAUUAGCCCGUCGUCUGAUUGGACGAUCGGAUCUGACGGCGAACCUGCCCGUAUUAGUGACCUCAUCAAGCAGGGUAAAAGAAAGGCAGAGGAUUAUAAAAAGGGGGGUAAAGGAAGACGAAAAGGAAAGGACGGCAAUGAUGCUGAUGACGAAAAUGACGAAGAAGAAGGGCGUCGGGGUCAAAAAAGGCAAGUUUUAAGAAACAGCUGGUUUAUAAGUAAAAAGGGCGGUGAGGAUGAUUCUGACGAGGAACAAUUCGAAGUAGGACCGGACGGAAAGAUUCGCCUUAAGAAAGGAAAGAAGAAAAUAGAUAUAGAUAAGCUAACAGCAGACGACUUAAGGAAGCUGGGUAUAGACCCUAAUCUUUCCAAGGAGGAAAUCGCCAAAAAACUCCAGGAAAAAUUUGGGGAUGAUGUCAAGAUAUUCCAAGGAAAGAAAAAAAUUCCAACAAAAAGGGCAUCGGAAUAUGGAUCAGAUGCCAGGUCUUCUGAUUUGGCUAAGGACAGUGAUUUGGAUGUUGAUACGUUGGUUGGGACAAAGCGCGUCAAUGUUAAGAUGAAGAAAGGAGGUCAGGCUUUGAUAGACCACAUGAAGAGCAUUCUCAACAUGUCAGAACUAAAGGACGCCGAAUCUGCCAAGGAUUUAGACGAGCGAGGUGACAUCGAUUUCGUUUCCCACUACCGACUUGUUGACCCCAGCAAGAUAGAGGGAUAUGCCCGGGCGUUUGUGGUUGAAGACGAUGACAUGGAUCAGGUGCUGUCUUACAAAGAAACUCGAACUGCCCUCAACGGUAUCCCCACUAUACAAGCAAUGACAACAAAACAACUGGAAUACGUUUUAAAGGUUCUUAAUUUAGAUGACGCAACUCAAAUGACAUUCCGGAUGUUUGCUGUAGUAUCAGCUUUAUGUGAGAGGGUGACAUCAAUGGACUCCGUCAGUAAACACCUUCUCGAGAUUUGUGACCUUUUAGAUAUUCAAAGGAAGAUGGGUCUGUAUAAAGCAAUGUUCUACUGCAAUGUGGAAUCCGACCGCACGUCAAACUUUAUAAAAGCCGAUUCUUUACGUAUAGAGCUGAUAGCUGGAGGAUUAAAUUGGAAACAACAGGAACACGUCAUGGCUAGACUACACCCUAAUGUGUAUAAUGAGAUAUCCUUUCUUGACUACCUCGUGUACGUACCUCUCUUCUUGUCGAUGCACGAUAACAUUGUUGACAAUCCAUUGGAUAUGUCGGAUCAAAAAUACAACCAGAAACUACGCCAGCUCUCUGGUGGCACAAGACAACGAGACAUGAAUCCACUCGGAAUGCCUCUCCGAAAAACAUCAACAUUCCAGCUUCGGAAGCAGGCACAGGAUCUAAUCGAGGGCAAGAUUGACCCUAAUAAGCUGAAAGGAGAGAAGGUUGAACUCCUCAACAAAUAUGCAACUAAGUUAGGAGCAGCGGGACGAAGAGGAAGCAAAAAUCUAGCCAAGGGAGGAAAAGUUACUGGGAAGGACAGAAAGCAUGCUCUUAAGGCAGGUAAACGAGACAAUGAUAGCGAUAGUGACUACAGCUAUAGGAGUGUAGUGAGCGCCGGUGGUACACGGCAUGUCAGGCGCAGGCGCAAACGCGCCGACGGCACAUACAGUGACAGUGAUUCGUUCCAUAGCAGUCAAGAUGAAGAGGGCGAGGCACGUCGGAGGAGGAGACGAAGAGACCGUGAGCACGGAGCAAACAGUGCACAUAGCUACUACAGCGUGGUGAGCGAAGGAGGGACACGUCAUGUUCGCAGGAGGAAACGACACGAGGAUGGAACAUACAGUGCAAGUGAGUCAUACCAUAGUUCCGAAAGAGAGGACCCAGAUGAUGAGGACGGUAACGGCGAUGAAGAACGAGAAGAAACUAGUCGUUUGUCUAAAGACAGUGGUAACGAUAGUGAUUCUGAUGACUCUUCUACCGAUUAUAGUUACGCAAGUGAAACAAGCGAAGGUGGUACAAGGUAUCAAACCAAACGGAAACGGAUACGGGAUGAAGAAGGCAAUAUUGUUGGCUAUGGGGAGACUAAACCCGCAGGGAAAGCUAUCAGUGAUACAGAAUCGGUCAAAACUCGAAGAGGUUCUGUUGACGAAAGGACUGAUAAAUCCCUACAAGAUAAUCCUGUGGGCCACAACAAGGCCCAUUCAGACAUGGGGGUGCCUGACUCCAACAAUGAUAUUACUGGAGAGGAAAAGUGGCCUGGACUAGAAGCGGACGAAAAAGUACCAUCAGAUUUCAGUGACGCUACAACGGAUGAUGACGUCGACUUAUCCAAAAUGACAGAAGAAGAAAAGAAAGAGUAUUUUGCGGAAAAGGAAAGAAAGAAACAAGCAAGAGAGAAAAGACGUCGGGAGAAAUAUGGAAGUCGUUAUGAUGAAAUUAUGAAGAAGAAAGAACAGAAACGUUUAGAACAACUAAUAAAAGAGCAAAAAGAAAAGGACGAACAAGAACGAUUGGACAAAGAACAAGCUGAAAAAGAACGUCGUAAAUCGUCAUUGAGACGUUCAUCUCUGGUUUCUGGGAAACCGAGAGAACCCCCAAAAAGUAUGGUGACGUAUGAAAAGGGAACACCAAGAGAAUAUGGACCUAAAAAGUCAGCUGAUAAACGGGAUCACGGUCUAGGACACGAAUCAUGGGGAAAGAAAGACAAAGAGGGUCGGAGCAGACGCGGAAGUGAUAGCAGCAUGAACGAGGGUAUAAUGCCAAAGUUUAAGAGAGAGACAACGAUGCUUCAGAAACUCCCUCCCAUUCCACAGGGCAAGCUUUACGCUGGAGUCAACAUAUCGUCACCUAAAGCUUAUUUCCGUUUGAAUCUAGAUGAUGGUACUGGACAGAAAAGUAAGAAUGUUAAGCCGUCUAUGGUGGAUAAGGAAUCAACAAUGGAUACAGAUGAAGCCCAGUUUGAAAUCGUUCGAGAUGAAGACUCUGGAGAUGACAAUAAGGAGUCCAAAUCACAACCACCACCACCACCACCGGAACCCGUUGUAGAGGUUGGAGCUGAUGGAAAACUGCGGUUAAAGAAAAAGAAGAUCGAUCUCAGUGAACUAGAUGAUGACACUCUCAGGAGACUUGGAAUCGAUCCAUCUCUAUCGGCUAUCGAGAUAGCUAAAAAGCUUAAGGAGAUGUUUGGAGAUGAUGUGAAGCUGACUAUUGGAGGGGAGGUAAUCGGUACCAAGGGGGUAGAUGAAUACGACUCGGAUAUGAAUGAUGAUCAACUGGCUGAACAGGAAGAUUUGGACCUUACAACGCUUAAAGGAAAGAGACGGGUGAAUGUACUCUUCAAACGAGGUGGAUCAGCACUGAAGCGACACCUACAAAGAAUAAUAGACGACUGUACACUUCUGGAACGCGCCAAGCGAAACUUGGACGAAAGAGAUUCAUCUAUAGACUUCCUUGCGCAUUAUCGGUUAGUUGAUCCUACAAAGAUCGAUGGGUACGCAAAAGCAUUUGUGAUAGAAGACGAUGAUUUCGACACUGUUAUAAAUCUUAACGCGUUACAAAUUGCCUUGGAGGGCAUUGAGACAUUGAGUAAGAUGACUCCAAAACAACGUGAAUACGUCAUUAGGGUCCUUCAUAUUGAUGAGGCAACGGAAGUGACGUUCCGGAUGUUCUCUGUGAUAACAGCAUUGUGUGAGCGCGUGACAAACAUGGACUCCCUAAGUCAACACUUACUUGAGAUAUGUAGUAUGGCGGAUAUUGAACGUAAGAUGGACCUUUACAAAGCCAUGUUUUACCAUAAUAUCCCAUCUUACCGAAACAACAACUUCAUUACGUCUGAAUCCUUGAAAAUCGAGAUGAUUGCAGGAGGACUCAACUGGAACCAACAGGAUUUUGUCAUGGAAAAAAUGGAACCAAACAAAUAUGGAGAGAUAUCGUUCCUGGAUUAUAUGUGUUAUAUACCGCUGUUCCUCUCCCUUCAUGACAACAUUUGUGACAAUCCUUUGGAUAUGUCGAACAAGAAGUACCAGAUGCCACCUCGAAAGCGCCCUCCUUCGGUUCAAAGAGAUAUGAAUCCUCUCGGAAACCCUCUUAAAAAGACAUCGACCCAUAGGAUGAAGGCCAGGUCUUUAGAGGUAUUCGAAGGGAAAAUACCGCAGGAAGACUAUUCGAGAGAUUAUUUGGAUAUGCUGAGUAAAUACGCAAGGUUGCCGAACAUAUUCACCAACACCAAUAAACGAAGCGGAUCGGCAUCCAGUAAUAGCGAAUCUGGAUCCUCAACGUACAACAUGAUCUAUUGA
Ylistrum balloti is the source of this 6996-nucleotide messenger RNA. RefSeq lists its product as uncharacterized. The transcript is spliced from 42 exons. The record is from RefSeq and is a predicted model, not a curated record. Lineage: Eukaryota; Metazoa; Mollusca; Bivalvia; Pectinida; Pectinidae.